CCGACCGCUCGUCAGUAGAGUGCCCGCACGCGGCCAGCAAUGACGUCCGAUCAGCGUGCUAGUGUCGCGUGGCGCGGACAGCCGCGCGGCUCGUGACGCCGACGGCGGCAUGUGAUGUUCCGGAGACGCGCCCUUCGGCGGCGGCUGGCAAAAGCCGGCGCGCCUUCCGUGCCCGACGACCAGCUCCGGCGCCUCGCCAGGGCCCUGGACAAGCGCGACGAAGGCACGGAGUGCGUUCCGGCCGGCCAUGUCGCCUCACAACUACGGCUCGCCGUCACCCGCGCUUACAGAUUCCCCGACGUCCGAGACCUGAGCGAACUCCGGAGGCUCCCUGGAUGCACGGAGCAGCAGUGUUGCAACCCUUACCACUGGAGUCGCCUCUGCAAGCCCGAUACCCCUCCCCCUCCCUACAGUCAGUACGCGAUGGAUGACGUCAAACCUAAAGAGCACGGUGUGAGUACGGAGGAUGCUAGAAGGACCGAUCACGAGCGGCUAGUCACUGGUUCCCUGGCUACUGAUGGUGAAGAGCGACCAAGUUGGGAAUCUGAAUGGUGUAGACUAGCGUAUUGGGAGCUGACACAGCGUGUGGGUCGCCAGUUCGGAGUCCGGGGCAGGGCUGUGGAUGUGUUUGGGGGCGGUGGGGGGUCCUGUGGCAGUGGACGCUACGGGAUGUGCCUGGACAAUCUCGAGGAAAGACGGGACGCGCCGCAAGUAGAACAGGUGCGGAAAACUCGAGCGAAAAUCGGCUUGGGUGUGACAAUUUCCCUCGAAUCCGACGGGGUCUGGCUUUACAACAGGAGCCAAGAACCCGUCUUCGUCAGCUCCCCGGCCCUGGACGCUGCAGCAGCCAAAGCCUUACUCGUGUGGAGGGUGGCACCAGGUCACUGCUUAUGUGUUUUUGACCCCGCCUGCCCUCCGCCGGUAAGGUCUCUUCCCCACAUAGGUCCAGUGGACCCUAGGUCCGUUCGGAUCUCGUUCGCUAAGGGCUGGGGCCCGAAGUACUCCAGAAGGGACGUGACAUCAUGCCCGUGUUGGUUGGAAGUGUUGCUAGCUCCUCCGAGCUGACGCCUUGACGUUAAGUGAAGUGUUGACAGAUAUUGCUUGUGAUUGAUGCAUAAAGAUUAUUGAAAAAUUACUUAAAUACAUUGAUUUGAAAUAGUUAGUUAACGAAUUUAAUUUUAUAUUGUUCAUUUGCUAAUGAUCGCUAUUAUUUUUGAAGAAACGGAUCCUGUGAUUUUUAGACUUUUGACAAUGUCCAAAAGAAAUGAACUGGGAAAAUGAAAAUCUUAAGUCAUUAUUUACUUACACUAUUAUCUUCAUACAAGGUCGCUUUUAUAAAUUUUAUCAUGUUAAGUAAUCAUCAGAUUAUAUGCGUUCUGAUAAAUGCAUUUGGAUCUUCUUUAUCUUAUGCAAUCAAUUGUAUGCAAUAUUUGUUCAAAAACAUAUAAACAUUAUAAAGACAGUGUAAAUAAAGUGGAAAAGGACCAAAGUGAAGUGAUGAGACAUUUUAAAAAAUAAACAAUGGUAUUUUUAUUUUAUUUUAUUAUUUUAAAUUAUUGGCGUUCGUAUCACCCUGCCGUAAAUUUAUGAAAUAUAAAAAUAUGCUAUUUUUAUAAUAUUAAUUAUCAUAUAAACAUGACACUCAAAUUAUGUUUAUUUGACAAAUUAAAACAUUCUUAUUUCGAAAAGAAAAUCCAUAUAAAAAACAUAAGGCGCGUCCAAUGCAUUCUGACAAGAUUUACGUAUACUGAUUAUUGGGGAAAUUAAAUUUUUAGAUUUUUUUUCAAACAAACUCUUAUUAUAGUUCACCAUUAUGUAAAUACCAAUGAGUGAUAUAACUGUUGGCCUUGUAAAAAUUUGCUGUGAUCAUCAUUUCGUUGGGCAGUACUCCUCUUUCUAACUGCAUUUUAAAAAGAUUCGUCCAUUAUUCUAUUUAUAAAUAAUACAGAUGUUAAACGCGCACUUUUGUUAACUUACCUUUAUUUUAUCUCGGGUGGACUAGUCGCUCGGUGACCACGGAUCAUCGUAACAUGAUUCGAAACGUCCGAGUUAAAAUAAAGGUACGUUACAUGCCUGAUUAAUACCUGUAUUGUUUAUAAAUAUUAAAAUGCAACGCGAAAGUAUAAAAUCAGUUAUUCGUCCAUUAAACUCAUCAUAUUUUUUAUCAUUCAUUAAUUUUUCAUUUUAAGUUCCUCGCCAAAAUUGGAUAAGCCAAUUCUGUAUCGAGAACGAAAUUUAAAGGAGGAGAGAUGUUCUGACCACGAAUUAGGCCUUACUCGUUAUAACUAUGACUAUACCAAGUAAAUGUGUAAUAUUGUAUAAAGUCAGCUGUAAGAAAACGCGAGACUGUAUAUACAUAACUUAUAAUAUGUACUAUUUGUAAUAAACUAUUUAUAAUUAAAUAUGCCUUACCCUAGUUUAUAUUUACUUAAGAUUAGCUUAUAUUUAAAUCGUUUUUGUACAAAAUUUGACACAUUUAGAGAUGUUAUCGUGAUGAAGGCUGUGUGUACGCAUUUGUAGCAGAGGGAUGUGUGUGAAUUUUCACGAUAGUCUUACCGCCAAGGGAGAAAUAUACACACACAGAUUUUCAGUUCUUUUGUUUGGUCGGUUAAGAGGGUACGGUCGAUAUUUCUGGUCCAUUAAUCAAUUACUUCAAAAUUUGUUGAUAAUAAUAAAAGUGACAAGACUUGAGUAUCUAUACGUUCUAAAACAUAAAUGAGAAAAUAUAUAUUUUUUUAUAUAUUGAAUGUAGUAAAUUGUGAUUGUAAUUAGUUGACUGACAUUUCAACUUCAUUUUCUGAUAACCAUUCAUUCUGACGAUAAAAAAAUUAAUUGGAAGAGCAGCUGAUCGCUGUAUUUUUCAGAAUUAUCAGACCUUACAUCGUUAACCGAAUCAGAAAUAAGGAAAUCUGUUAAAACAUCGAUCUUUUAGUUUUUACAAUGGAGAGAUCUGUCAAAAUUAAUGGUUUCCAUUAAUAGUGCAAUCAAUUUUAAACUAGAUAGGUGAUAACAUUUUUUAAACAUUGUGCCUUGCGUUAUAUUCUGAUGAUAUAAUCCAAAAUUUAUAUAGGGUAACACUGUCAAUUUCACAGGCAUACACAGAUAAGUGUAUGUAUUGAAUUAUAUACAAAUUUAUAUACUUAACCUCGAAUUUAAGGUAUAUUGCUUAGAGACAAAAUGAGUUGACUUGACAAUAAGGUAUAAC
Molecule: messenger RNA, 3205 nt
Organism: Amyelois transitella
Lineage: Eukaryota; Metazoa; Arthropoda; Insecta; Lepidoptera; Pyralidae
Gene: Dad
Product: mothers against decapentaplegic homolog 6
Exons: 5
Coding region: 115-1065 (316 amino acids)
Biological process (GO): anatomical structure morphogenesis; transforming growth factor beta receptor signaling pathway; cell differentiation
Cellular component (GO): heteromeric SMAD protein complex
Molecular function (GO): I-SMAD binding; transcription regulator inhibitor activity
Source: RefSeq, a predicted model, not a curated record